This is a messenger RNA of Fukomys damarensis (Damara mole-rat), 3843 nucleotides long. It is a transcript of the gene Tfrc, whose product is annotated as transferrin receptor. Gene Ontology annotation, molecular function: transferrin receptor activity. The record is from RefSeq and is a predicted model, not a curated record. NCBI's taxonomy places the organism in Eukaryota, Metazoa, Chordata, Mammalia, Rodentia, Bathyergidae. The transcript has 19 exons. Bases 133 to 2430 code for a protein of 765 amino acids. Gene Ontology annotation, biological process: transferrin transport; intracellular iron ion homeostasis. Gene Ontology annotation, cellular component: external side of plasma membrane.
CCCCUGGGGGUCAGGGGCGGAGCCUGAUUAUAAACGGAGUGUUGGAAGCAAACCUCCCCUCAGAGGGCGUCUGGAACGCGAACCAAGCUGAACUAAGCUGGGGAAUCCUGUUCUUCCACGUGGCAGCUCAGCAUGAUGAAUCAAGCCAGAGCAACGUUCUCGAACUUGUUUGGUGGAGAACCAUUGUCAUACACCCGGUUCAGUCUGGCUCGGCACGUAGAUGGAGAUACCAGUCAUGUGGAGAUGAAACUGGCUGCAGAUGAGGAAGAAAAUGCUGACAGCAUGAGGGCCAACGCCAAAGCACCGAGAAGGUGUGUCAAAAGCAUCUGCUAUGGGGCUAUUGCCAUCACCAUUUUUUUCUUGAUUGGAUUUCUGAUCGGGUACCUGGGCUACUGUAAACGUAUAGAACCAAAGGCUGAGUGUGAGAGUCCAGCAGUCAUGGAUGCGAUGAACGGGUCAGAAGACCCGGAGCCAGGGGAUGAAGAGUUCAGCUCUGAAGCCUCUCCUCGCUUGUACUGGGAAGACCUCAAAAAAAUGUUGUCAGAGAAACUCAGCAAUGCAAAGUUAAGCGACACAGUCAAACAGCUGAAUGAAGAUGCAUACGUCCCUCGUGAGGCUGGUUCUGAAAAAGAUGAAAAUCUCGCCUAUUUUGUUGAGAAUCAGUUUAAUGAAUAUAAACUUAGCAAAGUCUGGCGAAAUGAACACUAUGUUAAGAUUCAGGUAAAAAACAGCACUGCUCCAAACUCUGUGACUGUGACAGAUGCAAAAGGUUUGGUGUACCUGGUGGAGAAUCCUGAGGGCUAUGUGGCGUACAGUAAGGCUGCAACCGUUAUUGGUAAACUGGUUCACGCUAACUUUGGCACUAAAAAGGACUUUGAGGAUUUAAACACUUCUGUGAAUGGAUCUUUAGUGAUUGUAAGAGCAGGGGAAAUCACUUUUGCAGAAAAGGUUUCAAAUGCUGCAAGCUUAAAUGCACUUGGUGUCUUGAUAUACCUGGACAACAUUAAAUUUCCCAUCACUAAGGCAGACCUUCCAUUCUUCGGUCAUGCUCAUCUGGGAACAGGCGACCCUUACACCCCUGGAUUCCCUUCUUUCAAUCAUACCCAGUUUCCACCAUCUCAGUCAUCUGGAUUGCCUACUAUACCUGUCCAGACCAUCUCCAGAGAGGCUGCAGAAAAACUCUUUAGAAAUAUGGAAAGAGAGUGUCCCAGUAACUGGAGAACAGAACUUGCAUGUCGGUUGCAGACGAGUCAGGAAAGGAGUGUGAAGCUCGUUGUGAAUAAUGUACUGAAAGAGAUAAGAAUUCUUAACAUCUUUGGCGUUAUUAAAGGUGUUGAAGAGCCAGAUCACUAUGUUGUAGUGGGGGCCCAGAGGGAUUCCUGGGGUCCUGGAGCUGCGAAGGCCAGCGUGGGAACUGCUCUUUUGUUGGAACUUGCCCGGACAGUCUCAGAUAUGGUCUUAAAAGGUGGAUUUAAGCCCCACAGAAGCAUCAUCUUUGUCAGCUGGAGCGCUGGAGACUUUGGAGCUGUCGGUGCCACUGAAUGGCUAGAGGGAUACAUUACCUCUUUACAUUUAAAGGCUGUCACUUACAUUAAUUUGGAUAAAGCUGUUCUUGGUACUACAAACUUCAAGGUUACUGGCAGCCCAAUGUUGUAUAAACUUAUUGAAAAAACAAUGCAAGAGGUGAAGCAUCCACUUACUGGGGCAUCUCUAUAUAAGGAUAGCAAUUGGGUCAACAAAGUUGAGAAACUUUCUUUUGACAAUGCUGCUUUCCCUUUCCUCGCAUAUUCUGGAAUUCCAGCAGUUUCUUUCUGUUUUUGUGAGGACAUGGACUAUCCUUACUUGAGUACCAAGCUGGACAGCUAUGACAUGCUGAUGCAGGAAAUUCCUCAGUUGAACAAAGUGAUGUGUGCAGCAGCGGAGGUGGCUGGUCAGAUCCUGAUUAGACUGACCCAUGAUUUUGAAUUGAACCUGGACUACGAGGUUUAUAACAGCAAAAUGCUUUUGUUUGUGAAAGAACUGAUGCAGUAUGCAACAGACAUAAAGGAGAUGGGGCUGAGCCUGCAGUGGCUGUAUUCUGCUCGUGGAGACUUCUUCCGUGCGACUUCCAGGCUGACAACAGAUUUCCACAAUGCUGAGAGAACAAACAGGUUCAUCAUGAAGGAGUUAAAUGAUCGUAUUAUGAAAGUGGAGUACCACUUCCUGUCACCCUACGUGUCCCCGAGGGAGUCUCCUUUCCGGCACAUCUUCUGGGGCUCUGGCUCUCACACUCUGCAAGCGUUACUGGAGAACUUGAAGCUGCGUAAGGAAAAUAAGGCUGUUUUUAACGAAACGCUCUUUAGGAACCAGUUGGCUCUGGCUACUUGGACAAUUCAAGGUGUUGCAAAUGCCCUCUCUGGUGACAUUUGGGAUAUUGACAAUGAGUUUUAAAUAUCAUCACAAGCAUAACAAACAUAAGAAGAACAGGGUAUUCUGAUUUUUAGACUUGUACUGGUUGUGCUAAAUUUUCUGUAGGGCUACAAAACCUAAUGUUACAAUUCUAUCUAGUCAUCUUGGUAAUACUAGAUGUCUUUAGGCAGAGCUUUGAAUACUGGCUAGGUCCCUGCAAUUCAAGUUAAAGUGAAUAACCACUUUAAAAAUUUUCCUCUGAUUAUCUCUAGAAUUUGAAGUGCUUUUUAAUGCAACUCUCUCUUUGUGUCCUUUGCUGAAAAUGUGGGGACCAGUUACAUGAACUAUUGCUAUAAAUCCCAAGGACAUGGGCUGAUGUCUUUUGAGAUGGGAGGAGAAGGUGUGUCUUGGAAUUCAAAGUGGUAGCUCAGUGAGAUCCUCCCAUCAUUCUGCACACGAAACACACGCCUCUCCGUAAGGACACAGCUGGUCUCCGCAUCCCUGAGUGAAACAGUUAACUUUUAGAGAGAGAGGACUUGUUUCCUUGCCUACAAGACCUGAAACAGAGGUCCUUCCGCUGGGUCAAAUGAGGUUCAACUGUUUAUUGCAGGAGUAAGGUCUUAAUGUGGGAAUUUCUAUAUUAUUUUAAAAGUGGAGACCAGACACCAAAGAGUUUUAGUAUAAUCGUUUUUCCUGUGACCUGCUUCAUAGCCUUUGUUUAGUUCUUUGAUUUUUUUCCCCAAAGUUCUGAAAGAGAACCAGUCUUUUAGGCAUUUUAGACUCAGAUUGUCAGACUUUAAAGAACACAUUGCCAAAUUUUGGCCAAAGUGUUAAUCUUUUGGGAAAGCUUUCUAUCGUUUUGGCACUGAGAUAUUUAUUGUUUAUUUAUCAGUGACAGAGUUCACUAUAAAUGUUUUUUUAAUAGAAGAUAAUUAUCGGAAGCAGUGCCUUCCAUAAUUAUGACAGUUAUACUGUCGUUUUUUUUUUAAAUAAAAGCAGCAUCUGCUAAUAAAACCCAACAGAUACUGGAAGUUUUGCAUUUAUGGUCACACUUGAGAGUCUUAGAAUCUAACAGCCACAAGCCAAAUAAUAUUGUAAUGCUAAGAAUUGGGAAAAAAAAUCAAAUUAGCAUUGCUAAUAAGAUAAACUUCUGUUUAACGGGCCAAAUAAAAUUGUUAGCUCUCCUAAAUGCAACGAAUUGCGACCACGUUAUAAAUGAAUGUCACUUAAAGGCUGUGGUAGUACUCAUGUAUAUAAAGUUUUACUGUUCAAUUUGUCUAUGGUAUAACUUAAAUUCCAGUUUUGCAAAAUUUCCAGUACCUUUGUCACAAACCUAACUGACAUUAUCGGGAGCAGUGUCUUCCAUAAUGUGUAAAGAACAAGGUAGUUUUUGCCUACCACAGUGUCUAUAUCGGAGACAGUGCUCUCCAUAUGUUACACUAAGGGUGUACGUAA